Prorocentrum cordatum is the source of this 547-nucleotide messenger RNA. Lineage: Eukaryota; Dinophyceae; Prorocentrales; Prorocentraceae. The record is from the annotation of a GenBank genome assembly.
CGACGACCUCUUCGGCGGCGGCGAUGCGGCGGGGGGUGCGGGGCCGUGCGUGACGGCCCGGAUCGUGCGCGCGGAGGAGCAAGUGUCCUUGAUGAUGCAGCGCUUCACGGCCUACGUCAUCCAAAUCUCGGACUUUGGAAGGACCUCGGAGGUGCCGAAGCGAUUCAGCGAUUUUGAGGCCCUCCACCAGUCUCUUCUCAUGGAGAAUCCAGGGCUGCAGCUGCCGCCCAUGCCUCCCAAAGGGGGAAGCAGCACGGACUCGGCAGUGGUGGCGCAGCGCAAGGUCGACCUCGACAAGCUGCUCAGCGCCAUGCUGCGGCAGCCCGAGGUGCUGAUGGAGAAGCAGCUGUAUCUGUGGAAGUUCCUGGGCCUGCCCAACCCCGCCGUCAUCGCUGGCCGAUUCGUCACGGUGCCGCGGUCGAGGCCGAGCACGAUGAAGACGUUGUCGAAGUUGGUCACCGACCCGAAGUACAAGGACUGGCAGCCCGGGCGUAACCACCGCCGCCAGCCUUGGAGGCGCUUUCUCGCUUCGUUCUGCCAGUGGUAG